Hibiscus syriacus is the source of this 2051-nucleotide messenger RNA. Its product is annotated as O-fucosyltransferase 36-like. Gene Ontology annotation, molecular function: peptide-O-fucosyltransferase activity. Lineage: Eukaryota; Viridiplantae; Streptophyta; Magnoliopsida; Malvales; Malvaceae. The transcript is spliced from 3 exons. Bases 152 to 1828 code for a protein of 558 amino acids. The record is from RefSeq and is a predicted model, not a curated record. Gene Ontology annotation, biological process: protein O-linked glycosylation via fucose.
UCCUCGACCCAGCUAAUUCAACCUCUAAUUAUUAUUAUUCGUAUUUUUCAAACCCUAAAAGAUUAAUUAACCGAUCCCGGUCUCCAUUUUAAUCCGCAGACUCGGCCGUUUCCUUCACUCGUUGACUCACUGAUCACUCAUAAGCAAAGCAAUGGACCGGGAUUCAUCCGACGAAGACGACGACCGCCAGACCUUAAUCCACCAAAACGACACCAAGAACCUCCCGCACCAAAUCCCAACCACCCAACGCGCUUCCACUCCUCCGAGAUCCAGUUUCCGCAUCGAGGAGAUCGAAUCCCAAAUCCGACGCCGUUUCAAGCUCUCAUUCAACAAACGUUACCUCUUCGCCAUCGUUCUCCCUCUCCUCAUCAUCCCUAUCUUCUUCUCCGCCGACAUUCGCUCCCUCUUCUCUUCCAACAUCUCUUCCCUUAAAUUCAAUACGGCGUCGGAUCGAAUCAAAGAAUCCCAACUCCAAGCUCUUUACUUGUUGAAUCAACAGCAGAGUUCCCUUCUUUCUAUUUGGAAUCACGCUUUCGUGAAUUCUAAUAACAAUAUCACCGCCGUUCAAUUUGAUGAUUUGAAAGCUGCAUUGCUCAAUCAGAUCACGUUAAACAAACACAUUCAGCAAACCCUCUUGUCCCCUCACAAAACCGGAGACGCCCUUGAAAACGGCACCGUUUUGGACCCCGACUAUGCCGGUUACAGUUUCGACCGUUGCAGAAAAGUUGACCAGAAAUUCGCUGAAAGAAGAACGAUCGAAUGGAAACCCAAGCCCGAUAAAUUCUUGUUUGCGAUUUGUUUGUCAGGUCAAAUGAGUAACCAUCUAAUUUGUUUGGAAAAACACAUGUUUUUCGCAGCGGUUCUGAAUCGGGUAUUGGUGAUUCCAAGUUCGAAAUUCGAUUACCAGUACAAUCGAGUGCUCGAUAUCCAGCACAUUAACGAUUGUGUUGGGCAAAAAGCUGUUAUCCCAUUCGAAGACUUCAUGGAAAUCAAGAAGAAUCGCGCUCACAUUGAUAGGUUCAUUUGCUAUUUUUCGAGCCCGCAGCCGUGUUAUGUGGACGAAGAGCAUUUGAAGAAGUUGAGAUCGUUAGGAAUUUCGAUGGGGAAAUUGGAGAAUGCUUGGAAGAAUGAGGAUACUAAGAAACCGAGUACAAAAACGAUCAAGGAUGUGGGAGAGAAGUUUGCUUCGGAUGACGAUGUUAUUGCAAUAGGGGACGUCUUUUUUGCGGGCGUGGAAACAGAUUGGGUGGCGCAACCAGGUGGUCCGAUUGCGCAUAAAUGUAAGACUUUGAUUGAGCCUAGUAAGCUUAUCUUGUUGACUGCUCAACGGUUUAUUCAAACGUUCUUGGGAAGUGAUUUUAUUGCUCUUCAUUUUCGCCGACAUGGAUUCUUGAAGUUCUGCAAUGUUAAAAACCCAAGUUGCUUUUACCCUAUUCCUCAAGCUGCGGAUUGCAUCACUAGAAUGGUUGAAAGGGCCAACACUCCAAUUAUAUACCUUUCAACAGAUGCAGCAGAAAGCGAAACUGGUUUGCUACAAUCGAUGGUUGUGCUGAAUGGGAAAACUAUACCACUGGUUAAACGGCCUCCUCGCAGUUCAGCUGAAAAAUGGGAUUCCUUGUUAUACAGACAUGGCAUCGAGGAUGACCCUCAGGUGGAAGCUAUGCUGGAUAAGACCAUAUGUGCUAUGGCGAGUGUGUUCAUUGGAGCCCCAGGUUCAACAUUUACGGAGGACAUUUUGCGACUCCGAAGGGGCUGGGGAACAGCAUCUUUAUGUGACGAGUACUUGUGCCAAGGUGAAGUGCCAAACUUUAUAGCAGGUGAGGAGUGAAGAAUAUGCAGAAAUGGCAGGCAGUAAAAUUGUGACAUUUUAAAGAUGCUCCGUUGGAGAAAAUGGUAGGUUCGGUAUGAUUGUAUUAUACGAGCAUUUCAUUGAUUUGAUUACUUAUUAGUUUUACAACAUUCUCACACCGUAAUGGAGUUUGUAUGAUGCGAUACACUUUGGGGCUGAAACCCUGAACUUGAAUUCAUUUAUUCUGUUUGUAAAUCAGUUG